Molecule: messenger RNA, 11202 nt
Organism: Pieris macdunnoughi
Lineage: Eukaryota; Metazoa; Arthropoda; Insecta; Lepidoptera; Pieridae
Source: the annotation of a GenBank genome assembly
AUGUCUGAAGAAGUUAAUAUUAGAUCGAAGCAUUUAACAACCACCGAGGAGGAGUUUGAGGGUUUUCAAGCAAAUUCGAUUUAUGAAGAAGAAGAAUUUAUUACUUUGUCAGAUCUAGUGUCUCCUCAGGAUGAGGUAACGGUAGAGUAUUCCGACAAUUCUGCAGCAGUGCUGGAAAAUAGUGACAUUAGUGAAAAUUUAGUUUUUGAAGAUGUUGGGCUUGCAGAAAUCGAAAUUGAUGGGGCCUCACUCCAAGGCCCUAAUAGCGAAUAUAACCUCGUAUUAGGGGACGAAAGUAAUGAGAAUUUUUUUAAUUCUAAUGAAGAUUAUGUAGUACCUCAAUUAAAGACCAAAGGAAGAGGUCGUAAAAGAAAAAAUGAAUUAAUUAAAAAGUCGCAGACAGCAUCUAUCAUAAAUAUAAUUAAAAGAGGUCGUGGAAGAGGCAGGGGAGGAGUACGAGGAAGAAUAUGGGGAAGAGGCAGGGGAGGAGUACGGGGAAAAGGCAGGGGAGGAGUACGAGGAAGAGGUAGGGGAGGAGUACGAGGAAGAGGCAAGAAAGUACUACCAGAUAUUCGUGAAAAAAAUUCUAACAAUCAAACUCUUAUAGAAACUGUACAAAGCCCUUCAUCAGGUAGCAAUGAAACUCCUAUGGAAAUAAAACCUUGUGUUAAGAAAUCAAAAAGAGGAAGCAAAAGUAAAAAUGUUGAAAAUUUCGAUCAAACUGACUCUCAAUUUGAUCUUAAUAAUGCCAACAAUGUUACUUCGACUAUGAAUAACUUGCUUAAAAAAGGAAAAUCAAAAUUAUUAAGUAUUGAAAGUGUGACAACUAGUCAUGUAACUGAAUCUAAUAAUUCUGAUAACUCACACAAUGAUGAUAUAAAAGCGACCAAAAAUAAAAAGAAAGGACGAAAAACAAAGUCAAAACAAAGUACUUAUGAUGAAAAUUGUGACAUUUCAGAAAUAAAUAUGACUUCUGUUACUGAUAUAACUUCUAUUGAACAUGAACCCUUAAUUAAAGACAAUAAUGAAAUUGAUUUACAGAAAAAUAUUAUUGAUUCAAGUUCAAUUGCUCUAGAAAAUAAAGAAAAUAAUGAUGUGGGUGACGAUAUUUGCUUAAGUGAAUUAAAGUCUCGGCUUGAAAAUGUUGAGAGAAACAAUUUUCAUAUUGAAAAUUACUUACAGAGUAGAGAAUCUGAUAGCAAUGAAUCUUCCAAAAUCCUCACAGCAAAUCUUCUAAAUAAACCGCUUCCAGGUGAUACGGAGAAUAACAUUGUAGAGGUACAAAAUGUUGAAAUAAUAGGGAGUGAUAAAAUGGAGAUGAAAAAUUUGGAAACAUCUCCCAUUAUUUUAGAUAAUAAAAGACCUUCUCGGAAUCGAAAUAAACCUGUUUUUAAAUAUGAUGAAACUGGUUCAGAAGAGGAAGACCCUUUUGCCAAUAUAGAGUUAUCAGAUGAUGAACCCAAUAAGAAGAAAAAAGGCAAAUAUAACUCUGAUGAUGAGUAUGUACCAGGAAAACGACGAACCAAAAAUUCCUCCGACUCCGAUGAUUUUGACAAUGAAGAUGAAGGAAGAUGCAAAAAGAGAAAAUUUAAUAUUUUUGAUAAAAAUGGAAAAAUAAGAAGUCCUAAGAAAAAACGAGCCCAAAAGCUAAGUGACGUGAAAGGACAUACAAGAGACCCUUCAGAUAUAAUAGAUAUUGAAGAUUCUUUAAAAAGUUCUGUAGUACUUAAAAGCUCCCAGGAUGACAUUACUGACUUUCUUGCCAAAAAAAUUCAAGGUACAGAUAUUAAAAUAUUUAAAGCAAAGCCAACAGAUACAUCACAGACAACCUUUGAAAUUCCAGUAAUAGACCCAAAUGAGCCUAAAAAAUGUGUUGAAUCUUCUGCUCAGACAAAUAUUAUUAACAUUAAAUCAGCUGGCGUUCAGACAGAUACACAGUAUGAGUGUGGCAUGAUGAAACAAGUCACUUUAUCAUCUGUUCAAGCAGAAAAAGCUUGUGAGUUUUUAAAAAAUAUUGUUAGUACAACUGCUGAAUUAGGGGAACUUAUGACCCAAAAGUCUCAGGAGUUCAUUGCAAAAAAAAUUAAUACAGAUCAUGUUACAGAUACGUUAAAAAUGGAUUAUUGUGUUAAAAAAUCCUUCUUGUUGUUUAAACUUGCCAAGCAUAAUCUGUUACAGAUGGAGGAAGACUUAGAAAAACAAUAUGAAGAUUUUUUAAAAACUAAUGACCUAAUUCAGUACAGAGAACAGAAAAAAGAAAUUACUCCACAACCUAGAGAAGACAGUGAUUGUGAAAUUAUUGAAGUGCCAGACUCAGAGACAAAGAAAACAAAUUCUAAAGAAAAAACUGCUUUUAAUCCCAAAACUGUGUUUUUAAAUAAGGAACUUUCAAUAAAAAUUGCCAAGAAAACACAAGAACAACCAGCAACGCAGAAAGAAAAGACAAAUGUUAAGGGUAAACAUACUGUUUGGAUAAAUGAUUCAAUAAUGGUGAAAAAAGUUAAACGUACACAGUCUUUUUUAGCCCAGGACAGCCGAAACAAAAAACCACCUGAUUAUGUAACAUUGGAAAUGGUUAAAAAGUUUUUUGAUGAAUACACAAAACAAAAAAUGCUAUUAAUUUGUAAAAGAUUUAACUCGGUUAAAUGGCUAUCUUCCCAUCAAGAAAUAAUAUGUAAUUACUUUAUAAAAGGUGCCAGUGAUAUUGGGAGGUCUAAAAUUACCGAAGAUGUUUAUUCUCCAGCUUCCAACUGUCUGAUAAGAAAUAAUGAUAUAUCAGACACAAUGAAGUCAGAUAAAUUAACAAAAGCAAGGGAAAAAAAUGUGAUCAAUCCAAAAACUUUAUUUACUUUAUGUGUAGAAAGUUUUAAAAACCAAUAUCAAAAACCAAACCCAAAAACUUUGUUUACUCUUUGUGUAGAAAGCUUUCAAAAACCAUCUAAAACAUUCAGUCCAAAAAGUUUAUUUACACUAUGUGUAGAAAGUUUUCAAAAAUCAAGUCAUGAUCCGAAAUCUUUGGUAACAAUUUGUGUAGACUUUAUUCAGAACCAAAUUCUAUAUGGAAAUGCAAGCUCUGUUAAAAUUAAUACAUCUUGUAUGCAGCAAGAUGAUUCUAUAAUACCUUAUUUUCAAAAUAAAGAAGUGAAGUCUCUGAAGUUCCUAUGUUUAGCUAAUUUGAAUAAGCUUAUGAUAAAUUGUAGACAAAGCAAUGUAUUUAACAUUGUUACAAGUCAUAUUGAAUUAGAUGAUAGGUCAUCUAAACAUGAAUUUAAAUGUCUGUCUACAUUAUGUUUAAUGAAAAUACAAGGAUACUCUCUACCUAACAAGCGAAACAACUGUGUGAAUUCAUUAUCUCUUAUGACUUUGCAAGUUAUAAAUAAACUGAUGUCAAAUCAACUUGUUACUAAUUCUAAUAGUCAAAACAAAAUAAGAAGACAGAUAGAAAGAACUGAAGAUACAUUAUUAUACUUAAAUGAACCAGUCGCUAUGACAAUGGACUUAAAUGAGGUGAAAGACUAUGAAAACGAUAGUGAUAGUGAUGAUUACUAUGACUAUAAUUCUGAAUCGAAUUAUGCAGAGAAAGCCACAGAAGCAACUAGUUGGGUCUCUAAAGUCCAAUUGCAAGAUUUACAUUCUGGUGCCAAAUCUUUACUUCAAAGUGGCAACCAAGAAGAUGCUAACAUAAUCUGUAAUGUUUAUUCAAAAGAAUGCAGACUAGAACAAAUAAAAUUGGAGCCAAUUGAUGUACCAGAAAUACCAACUUCUUUUGAAGCUGUUAAAAUGGAACCUGUUGAUGUCACUGACAAUGAUGGAAGCAUUAUUGCAUCUAGCAGCUUUUUAACUAAAGAAGAGUAUAUUGAUCAUAUAUGUGAAGAAAAUAGACCAAAAGGAUCUUUGAGUUCAUAUGAUGUUGAUCUAUUUGAAUCAUUUGUGCAGUCAAAUAAGAUGAUUAAAGAUAUAAAUACAAGUUAUUUAUUAUCACAUAGUGAUGAGAUCUUUAGCCAAAGUUCUCAAAGAGUUCGCAGGCAAUAUGAUCCAGAUUCUGAUGAAGAAAAUAUAAAUUCUGUAGACAGUAUGGGUCUAUUAGUUCCCCAAACCAUUGAACAAGCAAAGGAGAGUUUGUUAGGAAAUAGUUCUGAUGAUGAUGGGGUAAUGCAUCUGGAUAAGUCAGUUAAAAAAAGGCCUAUUCGUUCUAAAUCAGGAAAAAAGAAAGAAUUAACAAAUACUAAAGAAAAUAAAAUUGGAAAGGAACUAGAGAUUUGUGCAAGAAAAAUGAGAGGAAAGAUUAGACUAGAAGAGAGACGACAAGAAAACUCUGACUCAGAUAGUGAUAUACCUUUGAUAUCAAGAAAAACAAGGCAGUCUGAAUUACCUGAAACAAAUGGUAAUAAACGUGAAUCUGAGAAUAUAGCUAAACCUUCUUCAAAUGAAAAUCUAAUUUCAGAUAAAGAAAUUCAAUGUAAUGACGUGGAUUCAACUGAAUUUAUAACCCAAGACAAGUCCAAAAAACCCCGGAAAGCUAAAAAGUGGCAUAAGAAUAUUGAUAACAUUCAAGAGAAUUCACUGAAUUAUGACCUAGAAGUACCUUCUGAACUGUUAGAAUGUGAACCAGAUAUAUCAAUUGGAACUAAUAAUAUAUGUUCUGUAAUAGGUAAAGAAACAAAUAUCAACGAGUGUAAAGCCAUGUCUCAGCAAAAUUUAGAAAUAAACAUAACAAAUGUACCGAAAUAUGUUGAACGAAAUGGUUGGAAAUGUUACGAAAUAGAUCAUAAAGAUUCCAAACUUUAUGACGAGGUAUCGAUUGCAUUAGAUAAGCUUCCUGAAUCCUUUAUAAAAACAUAUAACAGAUUUCAAGGAAUUAACGAUAAAAGUGAGGACGACACGGAAGUUGAUAGACUAAUAAAUUUAAAUUCAUUACAUCGUAAUUUAUCUAAAGAUAAAGAUAGGGGCACAAUCAAAGAGAGGAAGAGCUUGAAAAAAAUCAAUAAAGUAGUCACUAAGCAGGAAAGUAAUGAUAAAAACUAUGAAAAUGAGCAUUUUGCAGAACUUACUCCAUCCGAAGACGAAACUGCAGAUAUAGGGGUUCCAGAGAUACAAGAUACAGAUAACAAUCUGGCUAAGAAUCUUCUUUUGGGAGACAAUGAGAGUGAUUCAGAACAAGUAAAUGAAUCAAAUGGAUAUAUUGAAGUGAAACAGGAACCGGAAACUUCACAAGGAACUAAAAUUAAUUCAAAAUCCAAAACUAAAGUUAUAAAGACCGCAGAUGGAGUUGACGUCAUGCUCACGGCAGAUAUAAUGAUGAAUAAAGAGUUGACUCUCCUACAUACUCCAGUCGCUCUUAAGGAGGAAGUGGCGCCGACAGAUUCGAAAGACUUUCAGAAAAUUAGGAACUCGUUUAAAGCUGGAGUAAAGAAAUCAAAACUAAGUGCUGCAAAAGACGACGAUGACUCCUCAUCAGAAGAAGAGAAGCAGUGGGUUAACAGAAAAGAAAAAAUGCUCAAACGAAUGGAGAAAAAACAAGAAGUAACUCAAGAGGACGAAGCGAAAGGAGCGAAACGCGUGAGCGAAUUUAUUGAAAAGUGUGAUGGACCGAGGCCUGUCAGGGGAAGAGGAAAGAGAUCCCGGAAGAAGUUACUCGAGAAACGGAAGCAGAUGAAGGUCUUAGCUAAAGAACUUUUGUUUGAAUCUGGAUCCGGCAAAAGAUCCUCGCAAACCUAUGGAAAGGGGCGUCGGAAUAUACGAAAGGUGAUAGACAAGAAGUCCCUUCAGCGAGACACAGUGAGGGCGAACAUGCAAGAGUUCGAGAGGAAACAGAGGCUCGCUCAUCGUUUGGUUGAAUUGAGAGAACGACUGGGCUGCGAAGAAGGAGUGAACGUGGUCGUGAUAAAUGGCGAGCUGUGUCUGCAGUACGACUUCGACAAAAACGCGCCCGUCGCCAGCGUACACCCCUACUUCACCGGCGUCAUGAAGGCUCAUCAGUACGAAGGAGUGAAAUUCAUGUGGGACGCCUGCUUCGAGACCGUGGAACAAGUGAGCGGCGGUCAUCCCGGAAGCGGUUGCAUCUUAGCGCACUGUAUGGGCCUCGGGAAGACGCUGCAAGUCCUGGCUCUGUUACACACGGUUCUCACUCACCCGAUGCUGAACAUUCGUCGGGUGUUGGUGUGCUGCCCUCUGUCGACUGUUCUCAAUUGGGUGGACGAGAUUCAUAAAUGGAUAGGUCCCGUGACAAACGAAAUUAAGGUGUUCGAGUUGUCAAAACUGAAGAAAACUUACGAACGGGCUUACCAAUUAGAGGAUUGGUACAGCGGAGGUGGAAUAUUCAUCGUCGGCUACGAACUGUUCCGAAGUCUCACGACGCUGGACGCGGACAUCGAUGACGUCAGACCGACAAUUAUUAAGAAGAUUCGCACGGCCCUGUUGGACCCGGGCCCCGACGUGGUCAUAUGCGACGAGGGACAUCUGCUGAAGAAUGACAGCUCGGUCUUGGCGGUGGCCAUGAGCAGGGUGACCACCAACCGCCGCAUAGUGCUGACCGGCACUCCGAUGCAGAAUAACCUCAGAGAGUACUACUGCAUGGUCAACUUCGUCAAGCCACACCUCUUGGGGACGUACUACGAGUUUUCAAACAGAUUCGAAAACCCGAUCAUGAACGGCCAGCACCGAGACUCGAUAGAGGAAGACAUAAGGCUGAUGAAGACCCGGACUCACAUCCUGCACAAAGUGCUGGAAGGCUGCCUCCAGCGCCAGGAGGCCUCGGUGCUUUACCCUUAUUUGCCCAAGAAAUACGAGUACACGGUGUUCAUCCCCUUGACCGAGUGCCAGCGGAACAUGUACAAGCACUACUUGGAGAACUACGCGAGGAGAGGCAGGCAGAUGGUGCUCAAGGACUUUCACACGCUGCAGAAGAUCUGGACGCACCCGCAAGUGCUGCACAAUUUCCAAACUAAGUCCAGGGACGAGGGGAAUAAGAAUAUUAAAGUCGAAAAGCUGGAGGACGACCUGGCGCACGAAGACAUCGCGGCGUCGGAAGACGUGAAGCCGGCCCCGACCGAGAUGUGGUGGCCGCAAUACCUGGAGGGGGGCGACACGCUGAACUCCUUGCACAGCUCCAACAAGUUCCAGGUCGUCUUCAACCUGCUCGACGAAUGUGUGGCCCUCGGGGACAAAGUACUCAUAUUCUCGACGUCCCUGUUCACGAUGGACACCUUGGAGUACUUCCUGCGAUCGAUCAACAAGUGGAGCUUGGGGCGGGACUACUAUCGCCUGGACGGCUCGGUGCCCGCGGAGGUGCGGCAGAAGUGGUGCAGGGAGUUUAACGCGCCGCAUAACCUUAGGACCAAGCUCUUCCUGAUAUCGACUCGCGCCGGCUGUCUCGGCUUGAACAUGACCGCCGCCAACCGAGUCAUAAUCCUCGACACGUCGUGGAAUCCCGCGCACGACAUUCAGAGCAUCUUCAGAGUCUACCGAUUCGGACAGAAGAAAGACUGCUUCAUAUAUCGUCUCGUCGCUAUGGGCACCAUGGAGCAGAAGAUGUACGAACGGUCGGUGACGAAGCAGGCGGUCUCCUGUCGGGUCGUCGACGAGCAGCAGAUCGACAGGCACUACAAUUCGGCCGAACUCACCGAGCUGUACAGCUGGGACGAGGACGGCUGGGGCGUGCUGGCGGGGAUGGCGCCGGGCGUUCGCGACCCGGCCCUGCUGCGCGUGGCGGGCGCCGGGGCCGUGCACGCCGUGCGCGAGCACGACUCGCUGCUGCGCGGUUCCGAGCCCGCGCUGCCCGAGGACGAGCGCGCCGCCGCCUGGCAACAGUUUCAGCUGGAGCACGCCGAAGGACAUCGAGCCCACGUGGUCACGGCCGCGAAGCGGACGGACGAAGCCAACCGCCUGCUGGACGCGAAGCCCCCCGCGAGAGCCUUCGAAGCUCUCGCCUCGACCGAACCGAUCCCGUCCUCGAAGAUCGCGAGGGCCAAGGGGAGAGCGAUCGCGGCCGACGUUCCCGACCGGGCCGAGAAGGGAGACCCGCCCGAGGACGACGACGCGGAGCACGAAUUAGUCAAAAAAAUUAUGAAGAUUCUCAUCUCUCACAAAUUUCACGAAACCGCCAAACCGGAAGAGAUCACCGCCCUCGUCGUCAACAUUAGGAGACUCGUCGUGUCCGGAAUGAGCGGUGAUAUUUCUAUCGACGAACCGGUGGCGAGCAGCAUCGCGUCGGUGCUUCUGAGAGACCUAAACUCGAGGUCGGCCUCCGCCCUCCCGGACGCCGCCGACGUUAUUCCGGUGCCCGAUAACGAGAGAUUAUCGAAAAGCGUGGGCGACGGGGCCGGCCGCGAUCCUGAUUCGGCUUCCAAAAGAAAGAAACGCUUCACGCGCAGAGCCGCCUUGAGAGCCGAACGGACUUUCGAAACUAUCGACGACGACCCCUCCAAUCACGCCGAGGAUAUCGAGUGGGAAGCGGGCGAGGGCCGCAAGAAGAAAUCCAAAUGCAAACACGACGAAAGCGAGGACGUGCCCCCGGACGGAAACUUGUCCGUCGAAAAAUCCCUCGCCUGCAGCAUCGUGAUCAGCGAUGACGAAGUCGACGAUGCGCCCGUCGUGACGCAAGAAAAGAGGAAGGAAAUCAAAUCGUAUUCGAAGAGUGGCAGGAGGAAGUCAAAGGGGUCGUCGAAACGGGGAGUCGAAAUGCGACCCGCCGAGGAAACCGACCGUGGAGAAGCGGUGCCGUUGCAUCCCUCUCUGUUGACGGACGAUAACUUCAUAAAGAUCGUAGCCCACACCUACUUGAAGGGAAACCCGAUGCUCGCGGCCGACGCGGCCGUGAUGGCCGCCCACUACAGCACCGGCAAGGCGCUCAAGGAGCUGCAGUCGUCGGGGAACCCCAUCACCGACGGACCCAUCUACGACAUCGCCGUCAGGAUCCUAGGUAAACCUCUAUUGAAGAGAAUGCAUCUGCCAGACGACGUAUCUUCUGCAUCGGCCUCUACUCGCGACAUACAAGCAAAAGUACAAACGUCUACAGCAAUUAAACCAGUGGUCCCUGCAUCAACGCCACCAUCGACUACUGCUCAGGUCAUAACAGACGAUGAGGACGAUCUACAGAUAGUGAUUUCGAAAGAAGAAACUCCCAAGAGGAAACCCUUCGUGGGACCCAAGUCACGUAAACUUCAGAUGGAAAAAAUGCAAGCUAAAGUGAGUCCACCGACCACGACCAUCGUCGAGAAGCCCGAGACUCCGCGACCGGGUGCGAGUAAUAUCUUCCCCGUCGGCAUGUUCAUCGGCCCCGGCCCCGGUAGUCCCGCUAAGAAAUCUUCCUAUGUGGAAGAGUGUAUUUUGCCCGAUGACGACGAUGACGUCAUCCUUGCGCCCGUUCGCCAGCCAUCUCCAAUUCCAAAAUGUACAACCGUUCAAUCCACGUCUCAAGAGGGCUUUCAGUUUAUUCGGCAGCCUCCUACUCGAGAGCCAACACUCGCCAAGAGACCUAGACCCGCCCAUCCACCGCUACCUGAUACCGCGCAGAUAAAUUAUCCCAAAUUAUUACCAAAACCGCAAACCUCUGUUCCAAUUCUUAAUCCCUCAAAACACACGUCUUCCGUGAACAAUGCUUCCACGACGUUUAACCGUGUACCAAACGAAAAAAUAACCCCGAAUACCACGAGAGCGUCGACUGCUAUCACAAUCAAUAAAACAGUAGAAAAAGUGAGUGAAGUAUCUGGAAGCAGUCAACCUAAAACAGCCAGUGUAGCAUUUAAUUCGGACCCUAUAUGUCUUUCGGACAGCGACGAUGACUCCACGAUGAAGCCUCAAGGAGCCGAGAUUCCCGUGAGUCUGUCGUCCUCCUUCCGAAACACUCCCGGCGCCGUUCCGACCCCCGCCCCACUUCUGCUACAGACAGCAAGUUUCAAGGCCAACAAUCCGUUCGUCCUUCCCCCUGCGAUCAAGAAUAUGUUAGACCCUACGAAAAAAUAUUAUUGCAUACCUUCGUCAUCGCUUCCUUUUCUCCAGACACAAAACAUCGUUUUGAAAGAACCGCCCUUAAUUACCGGCGUUAAUACACAUUCCGCUCCCAGAGUUAGUUCACAUACGGUUCCCGUCGAGAACGUCAUCCUGCCGAAGGAUAGUCCUUCGAGUAACGUGAUAACCAGUGCUGGACAAUUGCAAGUACAACAACAAGCUUCUACGACCGUUUCGCAUCCAACUAUCGCUCAACCUUUGCCGACAGCCGCCCAGGUGACGUAUGGUAAUAGACAAAAUAUCGCUCCGAAAACUAAAAGCACAACAAGCUGUGCGUCUAGCUAUGUCGUUAAAAUAAAUAAGAGUGGAGAAAGAAGAGUGGAUAUUAAAUCUAAUAUUAAACCAGGAACUGUAUCUGCUCGAAGUUCGGAAACGAAUCGUAAACAAAAUACUGUAUCCACGAAAGUGCUUCCCGAUAUCGAAAUACUGGACGAUGAUCCUCCGCCGACCACGAGUUCGACUACCAAUCGUACAUAUCGCACAAUUCGAUCCCCUACUCCUCCGGAUGACGAUCCUAUGUCAAUUUUCAAAAACGUUGUUCACAUUCAAGCCCCUUCGCCGGACAUAAUAGAAGGCAAAGGAAUAGCUAAGCAGACAGUACUACAAAAACCGCCUACGAAAUCGAAAACGGCCAGUCUACUGAAAUUAAACCUUUCCCAAAAACUUAGUGUUUUACAUGAAAGUGAUUAUAAAAAGAAAUUAAACGACCUACUUAGCCAAGACACCAGUAAGGCCAAACCCACUAUCACCCUAAUUAAAAAGACUGCGACGUCUGCGUCCAAAAAGCCGGCUUCGGUCACACUCGAUCUCACAGAUUUAGAAUCAAGUGAGGAUAAAAAAAGGCACAAACUGGAGCUACUCAAGAGAUUGGAGAAAGCCAAAUGGACGAAUGCAAACUUCAAAACGAACCUAAAGACUCAAACGAACGCGAGUUCUAGUACUGACCUCAGUGGUAAAUACUCGAGCCGCAUCAAACGCACUGCAACAAAUGCCUCCUCAACCAAGAAAGCUGCUGGCUCUUUUGUCGACUUAACGGCUUUCCCUGUACCGACACCGUCACCGAAAAAGACGCCUAAUUUGGACAAUAAACGUCCAUCGCCGUGGUCAAAACUUGAUAUGAAGAAACCUAAGAGGUUGCAAACUCUCGAAGAUUUCGACUUGGAUGAUAUUGACGAUAUCACUGAAUUAGAAUAA